AUAGGGCAGGGGUCUCAGAACCAGGCAGAGACGACAGUUCAGGAACAGCGAGUCACAGAGAGCCUUCAGGAUGCCAGAGCCGGUCAAAAAAACAGUUUCAGCAUUUACCAAAAAACCAAAAACCCAAGGAGCCGAGGAAGGGUCCUCRGUGGUUUUUGAAGCAGAGACAGAGAAGCCCGAUGCUAAAGUCAAAUGGCAGCGAGAUGCAAAAGACCUCACCAGCGACGACAGACACGUGAUCACGGCRGAUGGGAGCAAGCACUCCCUCACUAUAAAAGCUGUCACCAAGGAAGAUGCCAGUGUCUAUGCGGUGAUCGCCGGAGGUUCGAAGGUCAAGUUCGAGCUGCGGGUCACAUCAAAGCCAGAAGCUCCAGCGGAGGCCCCUGCUGAUGGAUCUGGGGAGUCCAGUGUAAAACUAGAACCUGUUCCUGCAGCAGAACCCACUCAGGGAGAAAACUCUGCUCCGACACAGAACACUCCUCUGGCUGAGGAUGUUACACAUUCCGCUGGACCUGCAGAUGGACACCCUCCAGACACCAGGCAGGACCUGACCGGACUCUUCACAGAGAGACCUCAAAGUGGAGAAGUCACCGUUGGUGAAAACAUCACAUUUGUUGCUAAAGUAAACACGGAAUCGCUGCUGAAGAAACCCAGCAUUAAAUGGUUCAAAGGGAAGUGGAUGGACCUCGCCAGCAAGAGUGGAAAACACCUGCAGCUGAAGGAGACGUUCGACCGUAACACAAAGGUGUACACGUUUGAGAUGCACAUCAUCGCCGCCAAGCCAAACUUUGCAGGAGCUUACAGAUGUGAGGUUUCAUCCAAGGACAAGUUUGACAGCUGCAACUUUGACCUGACGGUUCACGAGGCCCGUGCUCCUGGUGGUCUGGACAUCAGGACCGCUUUCAGACGCACUAGCACAGAUGGAAAAGAAGAUUCGGGAGAGCUUGACUUCAGUGGUUUGCUGAAAAAGAGAGAAGCUGUGCACGUGAACGUUGAGCCUGACGUGGACGUUUGGAGCAUCCUCAGCCGCGCUCCUCCUUCAGAAUAUGAAAAGAUUGCUUUCCAGCACGGCAUCACAGACCUUAGAGGAAUGCUCAAGAGACUGAAGAAGAUGAAGAAGGAGGAGAAGAAAAGCGAAGCUUUCCUAAAAAAGUUGGACCCGGCCUACCAGGUGUCCAAAGGACAUAAGAUAAAGCUCGCAGUUGAGGUUGCCAAUGAAAAUGUGGAGGUGAAGUGGCUGAAAAAUGGACAAGAAAUUCAAAAAUCCGGAAGCAAGUACAUAUUUGAGAGCGUUGGCAACAUGCGCUACCUUACCAUCACCCACUGCUCGUUAGCAGACGAUGCAGCGUACGCGUGUGUGGUGGGAGACGAGAAGUGCACCACUGAGCUCUUUGUUAAAGAGCCUCCUGUGACGAUUGUAAAAAACCUGGAGGAUCAGAUGGUUAUGAAGGGUGAGCGGGUCGAGUUGAUGUGUGAAGUUUCAGAAGAAGGAGCAAACGUUAAAUGGGAGAAAGAUGGUGUCGAACUGACCAGAGACGAGUCUUUAAAAUAUCGUUUCAAGAAAGACGGCUGCAAACAUUAUCUAAUAAUUAAUGAGGCGACCAAGGAGGACAGCGGCCACUACAAGGUCAAAACAAACGGUGGAGAGUCGAUGGCUGAGCUCCUGGUGCAGGAGAAAGAACUGGAGGUCUACCAGAGCAUCGCAGACCUGACGGUGAAGGCCAAGGACCAGGCGGUUUUCAAGUGUGAGGUUUCGGAUGAGAACGUGAGGGGAACCUGGUACAAGAACGGUGCAGAGGUCAAGGCCGACGCCAGAAUAAACAUCUCCCACAUUGGCAGGAUCCACAAACUGACCAUCGAUGACGUCAAACCGGAGGAUGAGGGAGACUACACCUUUGUGCCGGAUGGUUUUGCCUUCAACCUUUCUGCUAAACUCAACUUCUUGGAGGUGAAGAUCGACUACGUGCCACGCCAAGAUCCUCCAAAGAUCCACCUGGACUGCAUGAGUUGCACCGCUGAGUCAACCAUCGUGGUGGUGGCGGGAAACAAACUGCGUCUGGARGUCCCGAUCACUGGAGAUCCUGCUCCCACUGUCAUCUGGACCAAAGAAGAGAAGGUCGUCACAGAGGGAGARGGCCGAGUCCACGUGGAAUCCACAAAGGGCCACUGUAUCUUCACUAUUGAAGGAGCUGAGAGGCAGGAUGAGGGGGUCUACUCUGUUGUGGUCCGAAACCCAGCAGGAGAAGAUACGGCCGACAUCCGUGUGAAAGUUGUUGAUGUCCCAGAUCCUCCCCAGUCUCCAAAGAUCCUGAGUGUGGGGGAAGAUUCCUGUAUUGUUCAGUGGGAACCCCCGAAAUUUGAUGGCGGACAACCAGUAAUUGGUUACGUGUUGGAGAGGAAGAAGCUGAGGAGCUACAGGUGGAUGAGACUGAACUUUGACCCCUACCCUGAAACGACCUACGAGGCCAGGCGCAUGAUCGAAGGGGUGCCGUACGAGAUGCGGGUUUACGCCGUCAACGGGAUCGGCAUGUCCCGCCACAGUCCCGCCUCGCAGCCGUUUGUGCCAGUCGCCCCUACAAGCGAGCCCACCGGACUGCACGUUGACGACGUCAGCGACACUUCAAUCACGCUGAAGUGGCGAGCUCCAGAGAGGAUCGGCGCCGCGGAGCUCGAGGGUUACGGCAUCGAGUGCUGCAAGGAGGGCACUGAUGAAUGGAWACCUGCAGUUCAGGGUCUGUCAGAGAGGACAUCUGUAACCAUCAAAAACCUAACCACCGGAGACAAGUUAAUGUUCCGCGUGCGAGCCUACAACAUGGCGGGACCCAGUCCCCCGGCUCUUCUGGCUCAACCAGUCACCAUCAGAGAAAUCAUGCAACGCCCCAAAAUCUGGCUCCCAAGAUAUCUGCGCCAAACUCUGGUCAGGAAAGUUGGAGAGACUGUUAACAUCAUGAUUCCAUUCCAGGGAAAGCCCAGGCCAAAAGUUAUUUGGAGUAAAGACGGGAAACCUCUGGACUCCUCGUUCGCCAGCGUGAGGAACAGUGAAGUAGACUCGAUCCUCUUCAUCCGUAGGACAGAGAGAAAACAUUCGGGMCAGUACGAUCUGCAGGUGCAGAUCGAGAAUGUGGAAGACGUGGCUAAAGUCGUGCUGCAGGUUGUAGAUCUCCCAGGACCACCUGAGGCCCUGCGGUAUGUGGAUAGCUGGGGUUUCAACGUGGCGCUCGAGUGGAAACCACCAAAGGAUGACGGCAACUGUGAGAUAAGCGGUUACACCAUUCAGAAAGCUGACAAGAAGACCAUGGAGUGGUACACGGUCCACGAUCACUGCAGACGAACCCACUGUGUCGUCUCUGACCUCAUCAUGGGCAACGAGUACAUCUUCAGAGUUUACUCCAUCAACGUGGUGGGGCUCAGUCCAGAACCCUGCAUCACAAAGGACAGCGUGUUCAUCCAGAAAACAGGUAUCUCCUACAAGUCACCGACCUAUAAGAAGCACGACUUCUCAGAAGCGCCAAAGUUCACACAUCCGUUGGUGGAUCGAUCCAUAAUAGCCGGAUACAACGCCACCCUCAGCUGUGCGGUGCGAGGAAUACCAAAGCCCAAAGUGACCUGGUACAAAAACAAAAUGGACAUCUCAAAUGAAGCCAAGUACCGGAUGCUGAGUAAGCAGGGGAUUGUGACGCUGGAGAUCCGUAAACCCUGUCCGUUCGACGGGGGGGUCUACAUGUGCAAAGCUGUCAACGACCAGGGGGAGGAUACAGUGGAGUGUAAGCUGGAGGUUCGCCCUCAAAUUGCCAAAGAAGACAAAAAAGAAGCCAACAAAUGAGACGUUCCGGCUGAGAAGAAAGAGGAGAAAGGAUUACUCUCCAACAUGCUGACUCGUUUGUGCCACAAGAAGUUUAAUUUAAAUCGAAAGCUGUGCUCAUCUCAUUUGAACCUUUGUUUUGGCAAUUCGUUUUUCUGCUGCAGAGAUUUGGUGUUGGAAAGUGCUCACAAAGUAAGAAAAUCUGCACAGAUUUUCCCCUCAGAUCAGUGAUUAAUGUGUCAAUACAUUUAAAAAUUAUAAGUAAAAGUUGUGACUGACUUGUGUUCGUUUACCAACAGAAAAAAAGUGACUGGAGAUAGGCCAACAAUGGCCACAUCAAUGUAGAUGUUUGUGAUGGGAAAAAAACAGUUAAAUUUAAUAUAUUGAUAUGAAUUUACACUCAGAUUUAAGUAAAGUUUGCAGAAGAGUUUUCAAAAUGAGCUAAAUUGAUAAACUCACCAGACUAAUGUGGGUCAAUCAUAGCAGAAAUCUUUGUUUACAUUAAGUGCAUACCCACAUUUCAGAAUUAACCUGGAAAACUAAGAGUAAUGAAAUAGUUUGGGACAAAAGGUUUUGUGCAACUUUACUUGUAGUGAAUAUCUUUUGUUUCUGUUAAACUACUCAUCUCAUGCUCUAAGUUUUCAGUCGAUCAUUGAAUCAUUUUUGGUUUUAUUAUUAUUUUUAUCAUUAUUAUUAUUAUUGCGCUUUACAGACGGUUAUAUAAAUUUAAUGUUUAGUUAAAUAUGAAAUUAUAAUGAAAAUAUAAUUGGAAAUGUGUGCAAUUUGUUGUUCUGAUGCUCAAAUGUUUGGACUGGUUUGUGUGUAAAGUGUGCUUUAAAACAAUAAAUCUUACUGUUGUCUGUUUA
Molecule: messenger RNA, 4668 nt
Organism: Austrofundulus limnaeus
Lineage: Eukaryota; Metazoa; Chordata; Actinopteri; Cyprinodontiformes; Rivulidae
Gene: mybpc3
Product: myosin binding protein C3
Exons: 31
Coding region: 71-3823 (1250 amino acids)
Biological process (GO): sarcomere organization; ventricular cardiac muscle tissue morphogenesis
Cellular component (GO): M band
Molecular function (GO): myosin heavy chain binding
Source: RefSeq, a predicted model, not a curated record